CUCAGAGGCCAGACUGAGGCUAAUGGCGGCGUCCACUAAACAGAGCGUUGGGGGCGUUGAGGAGGCUGUGGCGGAACAGGAACCGCGAGUUCUGGAACCCGGGGCCGCCCCAUUCGGAAAUUUCCCUCAUUAUUCCCGCUUCCACCCUCCAGAGCAACGGCUCCGCCUCCUGCCCCCAGAGCUGCUUCGUCGGCUCUUCCCUCAGGGUUCCGAGACGAAGCCGAUUCUGGGGCUCGACGUGGGGUGUAACUCCGGGGAUCUGAGUGUGGCUCUGUACAAACACUUCCUUUCCCUACGUGAUGGGGAGAACUGGUCAGAUGAUUCAAGAGAACUCCGUCUCCUCUGCUGCGACAUAGAUCCAGUCCUGGUGGAGCGAGCUGAAAAAGAAUGCCCUUUUCCUGAUGCCUUGACUUUUAUUACGCUGGACUUCAUGAAUCAAAGGAGCCGGAAGGUUCUCUUGAGCUCUUUCUUAAGCCAGUUUGGACGCUCAGUUUUUGACAUUGGCUUCUGCAUGUCAAUAACCAUGUGGAUUCAUCUGAACCAUGGGGACCAUGGCCUGUGGGAGUUUCUGGCUCACCUUUCCUCCCUCUGUCGCUACCUCCUUGUGGAGCCACAGCCCUGGAAGUGUUACCGGGCAGCUGCAAGGCGUCUCCGAAAGCUGGGCCUCCAUGAUUUUGACCACUUCCACUCCCUUGCCAUCCGAGGCGAUAUGGCCAGUCAGAUUGUGAAGAUCUUGACCCAGGACCAUGGCAUGGAAUUAGUAUGCUGCUUUGGCAAUACCAGCUGGGACCGCAGCCUUCUGCUCUUCAGGGCAAGACAAACCACAGAGACUCAGCCAAUCCCUGAAUCACUGAUAGAAGAAGGGAAAGAAAGGGACAGAUUAAGAGUCUGGAGAUAGUGAGAUGAGAGGGCAGGAAGACCAGGAAAGAGAUAUUGAAAGGUUUUAUACUGAGAAUUAAGUUCAUUCUCCUUAACUCCUCAACAGUUAGGCUGCUUCAAAACCUGCUAGAAGCUUGUAAAAUGUCCAAGACAUGCAAUUGAAAGAAUCAGUUCUCUGUUCUCCAUUGUUUGGGAUAAUCCUGGAAGAGUAUCUGUGGAGCAAAGCGCUGGGCUAUCUGGAUUGAGAUGCAUAGAGCAAGGGGCCCUGCUGCUGGGCUAUGGAAGGGGCUGCUUUGGGUGGUUAUUUCUAAAGACCAGGCUAGCCUUAGGAUGUAUCCGUUCCCUUGGCCCCUUGAAUCUGAUCUGGCUUCUUCAGGCUUCUUCUGGUCUUUCUCCUCCUGCCUCCAAGGAAAACCUCACAAAUAACCUGGAGAGAAGAGACAAUGGCCUGGCUGAAGGAGAGGAUUAGAGGAAACAUCAUAUCUUUCCAGAGCAGGUCAAGUCUCCAACAUGACCAGGCUCAGUUACAGAUACUAGUCAAGAUGCUUUGGCUGGCAUUUAAAAGAUGUAAAUUAUGAACCCCAAAUCCAACUGGCACAAAUGAAAUGAAGUGGGAUUGUAUAUGAUAUAUAUAAUUAUAAUAAAAAUGAUAAGUGUGGUUGAGAAUGCCCUGUGAAUCUGGGAGAGAUAAGAAACUUCUGCUUUUACCCACUGCAUCCAGGGAGGUUUCAGCUCAAGAAAAAGAACCUCACCCAAGCUCAGAACAGAAGACAAGCCAGUGAAUAAGUUAAUUCAGGACUUUUUUUGUCACGAUUCUUUGCCAAAGCAUACCAAUAUGGAGGUGGAGGACACACACUAGUGUGGGGUGGGAAUAUGUGCAGAGAAACAUGCGUAAAAUGUAGUCUACAGUUGGAUGCUAGAGCAUAAAUGCUGGGGUGGGUGUUGCUGGCGUCUAUCAGGUUUUGAUUUUUAAAACGCCCAUGAGUUCAGUCCAGAGGAAAGUGGAAGGUGGAGAAAGAUUUGUUUGGUGAAGAGAAGAUAGAAAAACAAAACAUACCUAGCUAAGAAGGGAGAUUGGGUUGAUAAGCUUCAAAAUCCCUACGAUCCUGUUAUUUUCUGAAUUGAAGUUAUAGAAGGAGCAGGGAACAAGAGAGUCUAGACUACCAAUUACACGUUGGACCUAGUAAUGAAGAAGUUACGUAAACGUUCCUGCUAAGGAAUUUGAACUUGAUGCAAGAGAGAGCAGAGGCCACUGCUGACCGUAAACAGCAGGAACAUGGUAGCAAAACCUUCACUUAGGAAAACCAGUUUUUCUAUUUUGUGCAGGCUAAUUCUGUUGGUUGGUGCCUUUUCAAUCCCAGUUAGACUCCGGUACUACUUUUCAAUCUUUUUAUAUUGCUGCUCAUCACUUUUAUCCCAGUGACUUUUCCAGACUUUUACCCUUCUACUGGCUCUUGACUCUGUCCUUGCUCCAUUAAUCUAAGUAGAUGACCUAACUGCCCACUAGUGCCAUUCUUGUUUGCUGUGUCAGGAAGUCUUGAACGUCUUUAUCUUCCCUCGUUUUCACUUCUACCUUCCCCGUGAGCUUUUACCUAAAUAACUUCCCCCUGAGUUCUCGAUCCCAACCUCUACGACCUCGCCCAGAUCGUGCUUUAUGGAGGAUCCCUUUGGUGUCUCUUUGGCCUUAUUGACUCCUUCCUGUCAUCUUACCAACAUGUUCAAUUCUCUCUCAUCUUCAAAACCACCAAUUUUUCCUGUGUCCUUUCUCCUCCUGAAGGUUAUGCAGUAUUUCCUCUAUCUCUUCACCACUAAACGUCAGCAAAUCCUUUGAAAGAAUAGAUCCCACAGCUUCUGCUCCCUCAUCCAUCAAUAACUACUGAAAUAACAAGUCUGGUCUCUUUUCAGUCUUCCUCCUGGGCCAUGACCAGUCAACACUAUUGACCCCUUCUUCUUUGUUUGAACCCCUCGUUCUCCCUUAGUUUCUCCACCAUACCUCCUUCCCUUUAUUCUCUUCCCAUCUCUUAGUUUCUCACUAUGUCUUAAGCAAUUGGUUCAGCUUUUAAUUUACAUAAGAGUUACCUGGUGAGUCCUGUAUUCAUCUCUAGAAACAGUGAUUCAGGUCAGGCAUGGGGCUUAGGGAUCAGUUUGGUUUGGUUUCGUUUGUUUUUUUGCAUUUUUUAUUGUAAAAUAUACAUAACAAAAUGUACCAUUUUAACCAUUUUUAAGUGCACAAUUCCAUGGCAUUAAAUACAUUCACAAUGAGGAAUCUGUUUUUGACAAACUCCUCAAAUGAUUCUGACACAAGCAGGCAUAGACCACCAUGAGGGGUCCAUCCAGCCCUCUUCCACAUAUUUUUCUCGAGUGAGUUCCUCCACUCCCAUGCCUUUAACAUCUACGUAUAUGCUAAUAACCCCAAAGUAUAUUGGUAGCCCCACCUCCACAAUUCCAGACUAAUAUUUUUCCUGUUUUGUAGUCAUAUACACCUAGAUAUUUCUU
This is a messenger RNA of Rhinolophus ferrumequinum (greater horseshoe bat), 3375 nucleotides long. RefSeq names its product BCDIN3 domain containing RNA methyltransferase (gene BCDIN3D). The coding region runs from base 23 to 898 and encodes 291 amino acids. Gene Ontology annotation, biological process: negative regulation of pre-miRNA processing; miRNA metabolic process. Gene Ontology annotation, cellular component: cytoplasm. The transcript has 2 exons. NCBI's taxonomy places the organism in Eukaryota, Metazoa, Chordata, Mammalia, Chiroptera, Rhinolophidae. Gene Ontology annotation, molecular function: RNA methyltransferase activity; O-methyltransferase activity. The record is from RefSeq and is a predicted model, not a curated record.